Messenger RNA from Cyphellophora europaea CBS 101466, 2517 nucleotides. RefSeq lists its product as uncharacterized. NCBI's taxonomy places the organism in Eukaryota, Fungi, Ascomycota, Eurotiomycetes, Chaetothyriales, Cyphellophoraceae. The coding region runs from base 1 to 2517 and encodes 838 amino acids. The transcript has 3 exons. The record is from RefSeq and is a predicted model, not a curated record.
AUGAAUGAUCUCAUGAAUGCUUCGGAUGAUUGGUGGAGCACAGCAGCCGGCUCCCAGCAAUUCGCCGAAACAACCCCUACGCUUCGCAACAUGUCAAAGGCGCACGUAACCCUGCCAACGACGAAAGAGCCCGAGAACAGAAUGGCCUUUCAGGUCAGCAAGGUUCGACCGGUACCAUUGCUGGCACGCCGUCAAUCAGAUGAUAGCCAUCUACUACCGCCAAUCAAACAGCCGUGGACUUGGAAUGCAUUGACACCGGCCUCGAGGCCCGGGUUGCCCGUGAAGGCUAUGUCUGACUACCAGCCUCAUCGUAGCUCUCAGAAGCAGAUUUUGGCAUCGCAUCCAGGAAAACUUGAUCGGCAUACUAUCAAUGGAGACCUGAAUAUUGAAGUCGAUAACCAACUCUCAUUAUUCAAUGAUUCCCCAUACAACUACGAAAUUUCUGCCAACUUUGCCAUGCCAGUCCCCCCCGUUUCUGAAAUGAUAGGCCACAUGGGACUUGAAUGUCCGGUGUCACUCACAAUCAGCGGUUUUAGCAGCGAGGAACCAAUCCAGGAUCCGCCCACGCCUGCCGGAGUAGCCGAACUCAAUCUUUCGUUGCCCGAUGAAAUGGAUCUGGUGGCUUUUUUGGAGGAUGGCAUGAAGACGAAGGCAGACCCAGUGCCCCGCAGUCAAUUUCGGCAGGCAAACCACGCGGCGGAAAAGUCGCAAGGUCGCACAACGCCCUAUCAGAACGAUGGGCUGAACAGCAAUGCCAGACUCAACUCAAGGAAGUGGACACUGGGGGAGAUAAGGCGUGAACAAGUAGCCGGACGCCCUCCAGAAGUAUCAACCGCCGCGGCAAGUAGCUGGUCGACCAGCGAAGUUCAAUCUCAUACUACACAUCCCGACAUUGUUGGCCAACGACUUGUUUCACCACUUUCUCAAACCAGUCCACUCGGGAUUCAACCACAACUUAAUGACACAGAUCACGCAUUUCCGGUCCUGGGUCAGUUCAACGGACGCAUAUGCAGCCCUAGCACAAAUGUACUUAGUGGUCAGCUGUCAUCCAACACUGCGACAGGCGACCACAAUAUAGCGGCAGUGGAAAGCGACAGCGAAGUAUCCGAAGGUUCAAGCUCUGGCUACUCAGCUUCUGUACCAGACAAAGCUGAAAGUCUAGUGCUCAGCAUAUGCCAUGCCGUUUUGAAUCGCGUACUCGGAAAAGUGGCGGCACAACAUGUGCUUCAUAUAACGUCGGUGGCUGGUGUUGGCGCAAGUUCUGGGGCAGUGACGGACCAUACAAGAAGCAUACGCUCUUCCAAUCAAUCGUCCAGCAGUCGUAAGCGCAAGAGCGACAAGUCCAAUGUGGAAGGCAACGAGGAACAUGAUGGUCCGCGCCAGAAACGCCGCCGCUGCCACGAUGCCAGCGUUGAUGAAGAUGCGCCCCGCCGUUUAGCCUGUCCAUUCAACAAAUACGACACGCAACUCUUCGGUCCCGAGUCUUCCGAGACGGACUAUCAUAACUGCGUAAUCUUCAGCUGCAAGAGCAUUGCGCACCUGAAACAGCAUCUAGAGCGCAGCCACUAUACGCCACCUUUCUACUGUUUCAGAUGUUACAAGCGAGACUUGAAGUCCCAAGCUGCAGUUGCUGCACACCUGCGUCAAGACCCAAUAUGCGAUAACCUCGAACCACCACUAUUUACCGAGCGGAUUAGCACGGACCUCAUCGAAGCCCUCGAGCUCAAGCGAAAGAAUCCACCUGGUACGGACCCAGUACGCUACUGGCACAAGUUAUACGAUGCUUUCUUUCCUGGUGCGGCUGAGAUUCGACCGGUUAAUCCCUACUACGAAGGCCCUCUAGUUGAGAUAACAGAAUCACUCGUGAGAUUCUCUGGGCAGGUGCUCAAUGACUUGUUCCCCGCCGUCUUGCAACGACUAGGUUUAGAGGAGCACUUCAGCGAAGACAACCACUUGCGCUUACAAGAUGAUGUAGUUCAAGUCGCAGUACAGCAAUAUGUGGAAGAGCUUGGUCAACGCCACCGGAGCCAGUCUCGUCGAUUGCCAGCGCCGCGUUUGGGUCAUCGAGCGUCAGAAGCGAUCGGGGACACGAGUCCACAGACACGUGGCGCUGACAGCAGUUCAGCGGUUAUACUACCACAGGUCGCCCAAGGGCUUCCGGCCCAGGAUACAGGCACUGCUGUUUCUACAGACCCCCUAGCCACGCCCGAAGCAGAUCUGACUGGCGUUAACACGCAAACGGCCCUGAAUGGCGACCGCCCAAGCCAGCAGCCAUCACCACUGGAGCAUCAAGCAGAGGCGAUCAACAACAUGCAAGAUCGCAACGGCGGCCUUCUCCAAGGCUGGGAAUUCGUCGACCCCACUGACCCAGAGUCCGAUCCCGUCCCGGAUAACCUGGCUGACUUUGAUUUCUUGGGCGACGCGGCCUUCAUCUUCCCUCCGUCGUGGCCAGUCCCAAACCUCGAUCUCGACCUGGGUGCAGAGAUCACCGCGGCGGUCAUGGCUCAACAGAGUUGA